CCCAUACCUACGACUCAAACAGCGUGAAACCGCCCGGUUUGGCCAUUCGCCGCAAUCCGAUGGCCGAGAACAGUUCGACAUGUGCACCGUCCACAGCCGAAGAGCUUCAUCGAAAGCACCCACUGCUGAAAGAGAUUCUGCCGCCCAUGCUACAAGACCUCUUUGACGACCAAGAGCUUUGCGAUCCCAAGCUUCCCUUUCCCAGCGAUGCGAUCUUUGUGAACUUCUUGGCGGCCAAAGUCCUUUGCGCCAACAAGCUCCGGGAAACACUGCAGAUCAUCUCUCGCACUGCCCUGGAAGUGGCGGCUUCUAACUUGGAGCCGCUGAUAGAGAGACAGCGCACCUUGAGGAUGGGCCUGCAAGACUGUGGAGCGUGGCUCUUGAGCCUGGAGGCCAGAAAAGUUCAAGCUGCAGAGGCUGAAGGCAGCGCAGUGUUCGCGCCAAGAUUCACCCGAGUGGUGAGGCGCUUGGAGCUUUCUGAGAAGGAGGUCCGUGCUUUUGAGCACAUUUUGGUGCUGCAGUGCCUGCCAGAGAAGCUCCGUGAGCUGAAAGGCUGUAUGGAACUGACGGCUUAUGCCAAGCUCAAUCCCAGCGAGUUCGUGCACUUCGCUUCAAAAAGCCGUGCUCACCUGAAGCAAGGCAUCAUCACCGAAGUCUCGCUGGGCUACGCUGCCGAUCCGGAUAGGCACUUGGAGGAUGAGCCCUUGGGCCAUGCCUUCUUCAGCCCGGAAUCCGUGAAGGCCCUCACGGGCGCUGAGCUCUCGCCCACGGAGCGCCUGAAAGUGGAUGAGGGUGCGCUGGCAGAAGUCCUAAGGGAAGAGGGCAAGGACGAGCUCGAGGUGAGCCAGGGGGAGCCAGUGACCACGGCCCAGAAGCGGCCAAAUGAGAUAGAGGUCGAGAGCAACAAGAAGCUGAAGGUCGACCCUGAGCUCAGCCAGAAGCCACCGCCAGCGGAGGCUGUGCCGCCGGAGGAGGAGGAUCAUCCAGAGGAUUUGUUUGACAUCAUCAGCUCGGAGCGGCUGAGGGAUGAGGAACGAGCAAGAGAAGCCGAGGAGAAGGACGAAGACGUUCAAGAAGAGGUUGGGAAACUGACGGCGUACAAAACGGACCUGGAAUACUUGGUGGACGCCGUGGAGUUGGUCUCCCGGAAGGGCCGCUUGUACCAGGUAAAGCAGAAAUUGGAAGAAAAGAAAAGCUCAAUUGAUGAGGAUGAGCAGGAGGACACCUAUCCCAGCUAUCCAGAACCUCCCUGGCCGCGUCGCAGCGACGCGGGACGGGAGCGGAGGAAGGCCCGCGAACUGGAAGGUCAGGUGAAACAGCUGAACCGGAAGAUGCAGGAGCGGAUGCGCUUGACCAAGCUGAGCCCGUCUGCUUGGAUUCCUCGCUUGGAGCGGAUCUUGUCCUCCAGGCAAAUGAACGAGUUCGAGAAGGAGGUAGUGAUCCUCUUGGUGGGCCUCAUCCUGUUACCCCAUCGCUUCCUACAGCGUGGUGCUGGGAUGUAUCACUGCCGUGGCGAGCCCAUCGAUGUGGCUACGGUGCUGGCGCUGCUGUCGCCGGACCUAGCGAGUCAAAUCGCCAACCGGAAGUCCUUCUACAAGGACUCGGUCCUCGUGAGGGAUCACAUCAUCCACGUGAGCACGAAAGGAGUGCAUGGAGACCUCUCGUCUUGUCCUGUGGAGAUCGAUCGGCGCAUGGUGGACUUCAUUGUCGGCUUGGACAGCGAGGUUCAUCAGCUGGUGGAUGGAAGUCACUUGUAUCUACCACAGACAAAGAUGGAGUCUGUGGUCCUGCCAGAAGAGACCAAGACAUUGAUUACCAAAACGGUUCAAAGCUUGUCUCUCUUCAAGAAAAGCAAGCAGCAGUUCAAACUGGAUGAAACCAUCAGCUCCAGUGGAUUGGUGAUGCUCUUUUACGGCGACUCAGGGACAGGGAAAACCAUGACGGCGAAUGCCAUUGCGAACCUCCUUGGAAAGAAGCUGCUGCUCAUCAAUUUUCCUUCUCUUGGUGGGGAGCAGGCCGCCGGCUUCAUCCGGAUGAUCUUCCGGGAGUCGAAGAUCAAUGACGCCGUCUUGUUCUUCGACGAGUGUGAAUCCAUCUUUGAGUCUCGGGAUAAAUCCAACCAGAGGGAUGUGAACAUGCUCCUGACUGAGUUAGAGCGGCAUGACGGCAUGAUCAUCUUGGCCACGAAUCGGCCCUUCGACCUGGACGAGGCGAUGCAUCGCCGGAUCACCUUGGCCAUCGAGUUCCAAAAACCGGACCACGUGUUGCGCAAGCACAUUUGGAGCUCCCUGAUUCCAGCGGCUUUGCCCCUGUCCGGCGACGUGGACCUGAGCGCCUUGGCCAUGCGCUACGAGCUGUCGGGGGGCUUCAUCAAGAAUGCAAUAUUGACAGCCUUGAGCAUAGCGUGUUCCCGAGCGCAAGAAACCAACCAAUCGGGUAAGCCUGACAUUUGCAUCACACAGGACGAUCUGGCACGGGGUGCCCAGCUGCAGCUGCGAGGCCGCUUGGCCAUGCGCAGCUUCGAGCGGCGCAUUGUGCCGCGGAGCGGGUUGGAAGUCUUGGUUUGCGGGCAAUCCUUGCGAAAGAAGCUGCAGGAGGUCAUUGACUUUGAAAAGUCCAAGACCGUUCUCUAUGGCCAGUGGGGCUUCGGUGGUCGCACGGCCUUCAGCGGUGGCCAACCCGAGAUCGGCUCCUGCGUUCUCUUCUACGGUCCACCGGGCACUGGAAAGUCCUUAGCAGCACAGGCCAUCGGCUUCGAAGUGGGUCGUGCCUUGAAAGUUGUCAACUCGGCCAACAUCGUGGACAAGUACGUGGGAGAAACUGGGAAGAACAUCGAAAAGGUCUUCGCGGAGGCAGAGACAGAAGAUAUGGAAGGGGUCAUCGGAUGUCAUCGGCAAGUCAGGCGCGGUCUAUGGAGGCCAUUUUGGUCUUCGAUGAGGCCGAAGGCCUCUUUGGCCGGCGGAACGCGGAGGCGGCCAGCAGCGUCGACAAGCAUUCCAACUUGGAUUCAGGGCUCCUGCUCUACUGGUUGGAGCAUUAUCCAGGCCUAUGCAUUCUUACGACCAAUGCUCGAGAUGCUAUUGAUUCUGCCUUCUUCCGACGCUUCCGCUUCAUGGUGGAGUUCCCGCCGCCGGACCGGGCGACGCGCGCCCAGCUGUGGGACGCGUCGCUGCCGAAGCUGGCGCCGCGGAGCUCCGACGUGGACGUGCAGUCCUUGGCCUCGGAAUUUGAGAAGUUCUCGGGUGGAGACAUCCAGAAUGCGGUCAUUCGCGCCGCAUCAAGGGCAGCGCUGCGGCCCGAGGAGGGGGGGAAGCGAUGUAUCUGCAUGGCAGAUCUUCGCGAAGCUGCUCGCACUGAGAGGAGCAAGGCAGAUGAGUCCUUGCAAAGACUCUACGUGUGAGCUGCGGGCCAAAGUGGAUGUGAAUUCGGCGGGCAGAUGCAACAGGCUACAUUCAUGACUCAAACCAGGUAAGUUUGCAUAAACAGCCAUGCAAUUGACAAAGACUUUCAUGUCUAUUCGUGCUCACACGGCUCCGGAGG
This is a messenger RNA of Durusdinium trenchii, 3540 nucleotides long. The record is from the annotation of a GenBank genome assembly. Lineage: Eukaryota; Dinophyceae; Suessiales; Symbiodiniaceae.